UAAUGAUCUGAAAAUUUUUGCAUCUGAUCAUAUUCAAAGACUAAGAAACUCACCACGACAAAACGGAACCAACUCUAUUCUUUUAUUUUAUGCAACUUUACCAAGCGGUAAUGGAACUGUGCCACGAUCCAUCUUAGCCACAAUUUUCGUGAAACAGCAAGAAAGGAUUUUCUCUGUUGAUAGCUUGUUGGAAAAUUCAAAAGAAAGUGUAGCAUCUGGUGAACGUCAAGUGCUUACUCUUGCACAAAAUCUCAAUACAGUACCAAUAGCACUAAUAAACUUUCCAGUUGCAAAGGUGAGUGAAGAUUAUAAUUCUGCUUAUGCUGAUAUCUUAGAUGUAAAGUUUCUGUUGAGUUAAUGUAAGCAAAUUCAACAUGUGUGGAAAUUUGUAGCCAAAUUACGACGGUUGCGCCGUGAUUUAAUUUGCGGCUAAUUUUAAUCUGCCUCUAAGAUUAACUGAAUCAUUCCCUUUACGGUUUUAUUCGGCCGAUUUGUGUAGGAAGACACCUUUUUAUAUUUCUUUAAAUCAUUGGUCCAUGUCUGCUAUGAGUUUUUGGCCUCAAAAGGCUAUAAGAACUUAAAACCCGGGACGGUCGGUGGCGCAUUUUUCAUAGUUGGUUACCAUAUUGUAAUCCAAUUCAUCCGUCCUGUUGUAUGCGAAAAAUUUUGAAUAUUACGUAAUUAUGAAUAUUCUCAAAUUUAACCUGUACCACAGUAAUUAAAUAUUAGUUAGUUUAACAUAUCCUUUCUUUGAUAGUUCACAUCCUUGGAAGAGUUGGAUAUUAAGGUGACAAUAGCCAGAAGGAUGAACAUAUUCUGCUUCAGUACAGCUGAAAAUACAUGUAACAUUGCAAUAACUUCGUAAGUUCAUAUUUACCGAGAUUCAACUCAUUGUAUUGGAAUUUGUUGAUACUAUAAAGUAGGUAUACAAAAAUAUGUUUCAGGGACAGUGUCGUACAAUAUUCUCUCCUCCACAGAAACUUGGUACUGUUCGUCCUAGACGUUUUUUUGUAUUUAGGUUAAGGCGCUACAGGGUGAUAAAGGCUCCAAGGGACAUUAUUCUCUACCGUUUUUCACCUAUAUUUUUUCGUGUUCCCCGAUUACCAUAUAGCGCCUUAUUACCCAUAUAGCGCUCUUCCAUAAAUGCCACGAAAGUCCAGAAAGCAUGUUAGAAAGCCUCUGGCGUGAAGGGAGCUAGGUACGAUAUCUAUACCACUUGAACGAACAGUAGACAACGGUAUCAACCAGCACUGAGUUUUUCAAGCUUGAUGGCAUUGUUUGUUGACGCAUGGUCAACCCUGAGUAAGUGUAGUAUUUUAAAGUUCCCUGUAUUAACUGUAAGGUGCAUAUUCGCAUUUUUUAGUAUUUCAAGCAUUUUUGGAAGGGCUAAAAAGUCACUAUCUAUUAAUAGAUUGAGCUAUUUGGCCCCGCUCCGCUCCCCUGUGCAUUAUGAUUUUUACUUUAAAUGCAAUAUUUUACGGAGGCUGAAAGCUGGGAUUUCUAAGUGACCUUUUUUUCGAAAUAGCUAUAGCGUAAACCUUCUUUUAAGCUAUCAUUUCAAACAAUCCUCUAUUAUAUAUGUAAAAGAUACUUCCUUUCUUACCUUUUAAGUCACUUUUCUAUUCAUCUCUAUUCCCCAAUAACCUACCUCAAUCGUGAAGCUGAAAUAAAUAUCUCCAGCCUGAAAGAUUUAGCAUAUAAAUAUGUAUUAUGUUAUAUUAUGUGGGAAUGACUAAGCUAGCUUUAACUUACAAGUGUGGUAGAUAGCUUAACGGAGGCGAGUAUUUAGGUUGUCUUAAGCCUUUUCUAACUAUUUGUAUUUAUUUUAAGGUUGAGAAGGAAACGAGAUGUGAGGUAAGUGCAUGCAUAGAAAUUGUAAAUAAGUAUAUAUUAAUAUAUAAUUGCGUAUUAAUUAUAUAGUCCUAUAUUAUUUCGUGUAAGAUUCAUUAGUCUCUUUCGCAUUAAAGUGCCUAUGUUAUCACCAGGAAAUUGGUGUAUUUCGAUUAUUUUGGUUAUUCUAAGAGUUUUUGUAAUGUAUUUUAUAAUUCAAGAAUUUGAUCUUCAUAGACAUUUUGGCGCUGAAAGCUGGCAAUUUUUCGUAUAAUGAUGAGCCUAAUAAUACUGGGACGAGAAUGCCGUUCAGUGCCGGCGUCACGUCAUUUUGAGAACGUGUCAAAACAAAAUACGUAUGAUUUACUAUGCUUUCUUUAUAAAAUCGAGUAUAAAUUGGAUGAGCCUGGAAAUUUCUUUGGUAUUUCGAUUGAAUUUUAAGUGGAACUAUAUCAUUAAUCUUCGGUUAUCCUACUGAAAUAUAAAAUAUAUAAAAAAAGAACUCUUAGAAUAUCCUAAAUAAUCGAAACACAUCAAUUCCCUAACCCACGUCAUAGGCACUUUAAUAUGUGAAACAACACCAUGUUUUUUUCGCCAGGAGUUUUUUCCACAAUUCUCCGGUGAGGGAAUGUAUGGAGUUGCACCAGAGAAAAGUGACGUAACAAUGA
Molecule: messenger RNA, 2498 nt
Organism: Paramuricea clavata
Lineage: Eukaryota; Metazoa; Cnidaria; Anthozoa; Malacalcyonacea; Plexauridae
Source: the annotation of a GenBank genome assembly